Candidozyma duobushaemuli is the source of this 1221-nucleotide messenger RNA. RefSeq lists its product as uncharacterized. Gene Ontology annotation, molecular function: DNA binding. Lineage: Eukaryota; Fungi; Ascomycota; Pichiomycetes; Serinales; Metschnikowiaceae. The coding region runs from base 1 to 1221 and encodes 406 amino acids. The record is from RefSeq and is a predicted model, not a curated record. The transcript has a single exon.
AUGAGUAUUCCAUACAACAUCAACGCUGCAAAACCAGCUGCCACCAUGGAAGGCUCCCUCGAAAGCCAAGAGAAGAAUAGGCGAAUUCCGCUUGUUUAUGGCUCGAGAAACGGUUCACCAAACCCCCAAAAUUAUGCAAUGGGCACCCCUUCUCCUCCACUCACUUCUCUACUGAACAGGAUGUUGAACAAUUCGAUGGUUCCAUCACCCCUCACGCUUCCACCUCAGCAAGGAAUGAGAGCGAACCACAACUCCAUGCUUUCGAAAUCUUCAGAACAAACGCAACACAACCAGAUACAACACGCGCAUCAAGGCUCAGACCAGAUGCAUCGACAACAGCGAGGGCCCACUCCACAGAGUUACCAAGAAUACCAGCAGCGCUCACAGAAAGAAACCAACUCAAUGAUGAACGUUGGCGAUUUUCAACACAACCAGCAACAACACCAGAUACACCAGAACCACAACUCACAAGUUCCUCACUACGCGAGCCCGCAAAUGUUCAGCAAGCAGGGUCAACAACAACACUUGGCACAAGGCCAUCCGCCCUUUGAAUAUGGCCAAUACCAACACAUACAGCCACUAGGACAACAGAUGGACCAGUCUGAUUUCCACCAAUAUUCUCAACACCAACAACAACAGCCAAACCAGGACACGCACCAGGUGCAAUCGCAAUUUGCAAACCAUGACCAAAAAUCUCUUGGGGCGCUGCCUCAAAACUCCGAUGAAUCUGAGGGCAAGCACAAAAUAACAAUAGUUACCAAGUUUGUUCCCGCGACUGAGGAUGAUGGGUCAAAGAAGAAGAGAGGACGUCCCAAGAAAUAUAUCUUGGAUCCUGCAACGAAUGAGUUCAUCGAUUCCUCCCACGAGAACUUCAAACGUCUCAAUAAAUUACUCAAGGAGAGUACCAAAACAACUCUGAAGAAACUUGGCGAUGCCGAGCAGCAUGUGGGUAUCGUAAAAGGAACGUCUCUCAAGUCCCUUAAUGAUGUGGCUGUGCAACAGCUUUUGGAAAAGAAAGAUAAAAGAGGACGCCCAAGAAAAUUCCCAAUUGAAAAAACCGGCCUCACCAUUCGUGGUGUGAGGGUAAGUGGAACUGGCCGGGGGCCAUCUGAGAAGGCUCAAGUUACAGCUUCUAAUGUUGCAGCUGAUACGGAUAAGGUCAGCAAAAAGAAGAGAGGAAGACCCAAGCGCGAGGAGAGUGUGGGCGCCACUGUACAAUAG